Messenger RNA from Dufourea novaeangliae, 997 nucleotides. RefSeq names its product pre-mRNA-splicing factor 38A (gene Prp38). Gene Ontology annotation, cellular component: precatalytic spliceosome. Lineage: Eukaryota; Metazoa; Arthropoda; Insecta; Hymenoptera; Halictidae. Bases 54 to 959 code for a protein of 301 amino acids. The transcript is spliced from 3 exons. The record is from RefSeq and is a predicted model, not a curated record.
UGCUGAAAGUUGAUAUCGAAAUAGAGUAUAUUUAACCUAAAACUGAUUUAAAAAUGGCAAAUAGAACCGUAAAAGACGCAAAAUCAAUUCGAGGUACAAAUCCUCAGUAUUUAGUAGAGAAAAUAAUCAGAUCACGUGUAUACGAUUCUAAGUACUGGAAAGAAGAAUGCUUUGCCUUGACAGCGGAGCUUUUAGUCGACAAAGCUAUGGAACUGAGGUUUAUAGGUGGUGUCUAUGGUGGAAACGUAAAACCAACACCAUUCCUUUGUCUCAUAUUAAAAAUGUUACAAAUACAACCUGAAAAGGACAUUAUUGUAGAAUUCAUAAAAAAUGAAGAGUUCAAAUAUGUUCGCGCAUUGGGAGCUUUAUACAUGAGAUUAACAGGGUCAUCUUUGGACUGCUACAAAUACUUGGAACCAUUAUUUAAUGACAACAGAAAGUUGAGGAAGCAAAAUAAGCAAGGUCAAUUUGAGUUGAUUCACAUGGACGAGUUCAUAGAUGAACUUCUAAGAGACGAAAGGAGUUGUGAUGUUAUUCUACCAAGAAUUCAGAAGAGACAUGUGUUAGAGGAAAACAACGAAUUAGAGGGAAAGGUGUCAGCAUUGGAGGAUGAUAUGGAUGAGGGAAUAGAAACAUCGGAAGAUGAAGAUAUACCACCUGUUAAAGAAGACACGCGUAAAAGAACGGACGAUCAUGACAGAGACAGAGAUCGACACAGAGAAAGGGACAAGAGGCAUUCACGAUCAGACAAGAAGUCUGAUAGAGAAAAACAGAGAUCGAGAAGCAGAGACAGAGACCGGGAUAGACGAGAACGUAAGCGGAGCAAGUCACCGAAAAGUCAUUCCUCGUCGCACAAGGAUAAGGACAGAGACAAGGAUCGGCAUAGAAGGGACGACAGGGACAGAGACAGGGAUAGAGAUCGGGAUCGAAGACGAGAACGUGACAGGGCUAGACACUGAAUUUAAGUAUUACGAUAUAAGAAAUUUUUUACUGGAUG